AUGGAAAAAGCGGCCUUAAAGCUUUUGAAUUUUGUAGAAUCUUAUGCAACCCAUCCUACUCAUAUAGUUGGAAAAUUUAUUCAGUCCUCACUUCAAAAAGAUCAUUUUGUCAUUGUAUUUGAUGCACAACAAUUUCUUGAGAAAAUUUCUUGUUCUACAGAUGAUGGAAUGGAACUACUUUGUGCGUUGCUACGGAAGUACCAUCAAAUGCAUGAAGGAUUAGUGGGUGUGGCAUGUCGUGUUAACUUUAUUACUUAUGUGGUGCUCCAUACCUAUCACACAUUAGCGAAAGAGGCAGUUAUAUCUUCUAGCAGAAAUAUCGAGGGAAUAAGUCAACUCAUGUAUUUAUGUGAGAAUGAAGAUUUUUCUUUUUUAAAUGAAAAUAAGGAGAAUGAAAAUUCUGAUAUAAAUUGCUGCAGCAAUUUAAUGUUGAAUUUUAUUCAAGAAUUGCGUAAUAAAAAUCUUCUAGUAAAACCUUCUGAUAUAUUGGCAGAGACAGUUGUCUCUUCUGCAAGUGUAAAAAUAAUAAAUGAUGAGAGGAUAAAUAAUUCCUUUUUCUAUUCUUCAUGCAUAUUACAUGAGUACCUUAAAAAAACUUUUGGAUUUGAUCCACUUUCAUGUGGUUAUGAAGCAGGUAAAUUAGCAGUGGAUUGUUUUAUUUCUAUUUAUUCUCGUCUUAUGGAUGCUAUUACCGAUGAUAAUAUAUCAAUGGAACAAGAGAGGGUAACAUCUUUACACAAACUUGUAGAUCAACUUCUCUGUGUCGUUGUAGGGGAUGAAGAUUUUUGGUGGUCUACAGGGAGGAGUGAAGGAUAUCUUAUACCAGGUAUUUCUUUUAUAACAAAAUAUUGUUUGAAAAGGGGCAGUUCUUCAUUUUCGAGGAAUUCUGUGCUUACCCCUUUACAUACCUUUGAGUCUUUACUUCAGGAUAAGGGUUGUCAUGUCGAAAUGUUAUUAUUAUUCUCAGAGUUUACCACCGAAUUUGUAGGAUCAGAUGAUAACCCUGACCUUCAACGUUUGGCCUUCAUGGUAAAGAGUGUAAAAAAAGGUUUGGUGGUUAUCGUAAUAAAGGGUCACGUGGAAGAAGUAUUAUUACAAUACAUGGAGGGGUUGGGAGAUAAUACACGAACUGUAUUAAUUGCAGUUUCAGUUGGUCAAACGGUAAUGACAGAGUUAGCAAUGGCUUUCCAUGUUUUACCAAGAAGAUUAAAAUCACUUCACUUUGAUCCUGUUGUAGCCCAUUUGCGAAUAAAAACACUCUUUACAACUGUUUUUCACAAACAACAUAGUGAAAAUGAAUGUCGUUCACUUCUUUUGGUACUUGAACCGUUAAAAAACGACAAGAAAAAGAAUAUUAUACGAAUUGUACAAAAAACUCUUAGUGUUGUAUUUGGUGGUAAAUGUGCUGCUGACGUUAAACUUAUGGAACGACUUUUUCAUCGCCAACUACAUCAUUUAGUCAAUGUAUUUUGUUUACCAUCUCAUUUGAAUGUUCUCAUGCCAGCAGGCGGAAUGGCAGAAGCAUAUGCAGUAAGUUAUUUGAACUACAAAAUUCAAGAAAUGUCAAGUGAUAAUAUAUUUUCCUCAUGUAUUGUUUUUCGUCUCAUGAGAGCACUAAAGGACGCACUUGUUGCCUACAUGGAAAAUGUUUUAUUAAAAUCAAACUCUUUAACAAUUGAAGAAGCUGUAAUGCAGGUGACUUUUUCACAACGAAACUUUUCCACACUGAAUUGGGAAACAUGUAAUCCAUCUAUAUAUAGUAAUGAUCCUUCAGUUGGUGGGACAAGCACAAUAGGUCAGACACCUGGUUACACACUGUACAACCAUGCUAUUCUUACUCCACCUUUUCUUCAUUUUUCUAACACAUCACGCUCUAUGUGUUCUGGCCCAGUUUCGACAAUGUUGUUGGGAGAUGUAACGGAGUGGGAGGCACAAGUGGAGGUUGCUAGUGCUUAUCUUUGUAUUGGAAGAUGUUUAGACCGUCUUUGUUUUACAAGUGCUCUGGGCAAACGCAGCAUUAUACAUAAUGAAGAAGUGAGUCGGGGGGUUGAUGACUUGUUCUUCUUCACAGAUGUCGCAUAA
Messenger RNA from Trypanosoma theileri, 2082 nucleotides. RefSeq names its product putative ribose-phosphate pyrophosphokinase. The record is from RefSeq and is a predicted model, not a curated record. The coding region runs from base 1 to 2082 and encodes 693 amino acids. Lineage: Eukaryota; Euglenozoa; Kinetoplastea; Trypanosomatida; Trypanosomatidae. The transcript has a single exon.